AUGAAGUUGUCAGUGCUUAGCAUUGCUGUACUUUACUCUCUUUUAGGUUCUCUUCAUUCAAUCACUGUGUCUGUUCCAUUAAGCACAAUUAAUGUGACCAAUGGUGGGAAUGCAGUUCUACCAUGUACCUUCACAACGAAUCAGCCCACCACCAACUUGAACAUUCAGUGGUCUUUUGUUUCCCAAACGACAGAUCAGACGGUGAUCUUUUCAUUUCAGAUUUACUACUAUCAAGCAGGCCAGUCUACCAUUCCUCAGAAUUACCAUGGCCGAGUGAUCGUGCCUCCUUCUCCAAACACCACUAGGAACGCCUCCAUAACAAUAACCAAUGUCAGUCCUGCUGACUCUGGAACAUACUACUGCGAGGUCCAUAACAUGCCAGAUAGUCUGGGCCAGACAGAAGGGCGUGUCAUUUUGAACGUUUUAGAAAAACCCUCAAAACCAUUUUGCGCCAUCCACGGGACGGUGGAGUCGGGCCAUUUAGUCACCUUGACUUGCCACACUGAGCAAGGGAGCCCCACCCCGACCUACAGCUGGACUAAGGUGGAGCAAGGCAAGUCCAGGAGCUUACGUGCAGCCAUCAAUACUCAGACUGGAGUUCUACAGAUUGGAAAUCUGUCUCAGUUUGAGUUUGGAACAUACCAGUGUAACGCCUCGAAUGUUGUAGGAUAUGAUAUCUGCACUGUUAAUUUAAAUGAAGAGCUGAGCGACGGGGUCAUCGCCGGCGCUGUAAUUGGGGCAUUGCUGGCAUCGGCUCUCAUCAUCUUCAUUGUGUGGUACAUCCUGCACUCGUUGAGAAAGAAACAGUACAAGGCGGUGAAGGUGGCGGCAGGGACUGAGAUGCAAGUUAAAUCGCAGAGUGGCAACACUGCCAAAUUCGACAGCAUGCACGGCAGCGAGGAAAACAGUCAGGCCACUGCCUCGGCGGCGCCUACGGAGGCAGCAGAGAGCCAGGGAGGGGAGGAGAAGGAGCCUGUGGUCUAG
Molecule: messenger RNA, 984 nt
Organism: Scleropages formosus (Asian bonytongue)
Lineage: Eukaryota; Metazoa; Chordata; Actinopteri; Osteoglossiformes; Osteoglossidae
Product: V-set and immunoglobulin domain-containing protein 1-like
Exons: 7
Coding region: 1-984 (327 amino acids)
Biological process (GO): epithelial cell morphogenesis; maintenance of gastrointestinal epithelium
Cellular component (GO): plasma membrane
Source: RefSeq, a predicted model, not a curated record